AUGAAAUUUCAUUCCGGACCGAGUGACUUCGAUGCCCGACUCCUCCGCCGCUUGGUAGGGACUAAGGUCAUUACCUUUUGUGACCUCAACCCCUUACAACAGCCUUCUACCGAAUUUUGCUUACCGUCUGCCAUCCCUCUAUCUGCGGGGCCCCCUCGGGGGAUCUCUCCUCCAGCGGCCUCGCCUACCACGAACUCCCUCGCUCCGGCCUCGCUUACUACUGCCUCCUCCGUCACGACCCCUACCAUUUCCUUCUCUUAUUCGCUCCCGCUAAGGAUCAAGCGCUCAUGGAAUAUCACGGAAAAGCUCGGGGAGACGGCUCUCCAUCUCUCACAGGACGAAGUCGACAUGGGCAUUGGGCCUCCUCAAACAGUUGGCAAAUUUCUGUGCCACCUUGAGGACGAUCCGACGCAAAUAGCGUUAAUGCGAAUCUAUUACCAGAUUCCUAUCACUGGCACAGAGGACGCUAAUCUCGAUACACUAGCCCAGCAAAUCCAACCUAAUCAGGUGUGUGGUGAACUAGAGGCGUUUAGGCAAUUAAUGAGUCAAGGCUGCAGCUCUGUUCCACGUCUCCUUGGUUACUGCAAGAGAACGCAAGGGGAACAUGAGCUCGUUCCCGGUGGCUUUGCUAAAUACCUCGUAUGGGAAAAGGUGCCUGGAGAGCCUCUUACAGAGGAAUCUUUCUGGAGCUUAGAUACCCGUGUACGAGAGGAUAUCCGUGCUAAAUUUCGGGUUGCAUUUGAAGAGAUGCUCCGUUGUGGCGUAAAACCACAGCAACCUGGAAUCUCGAAGAUUAUCUAUGAUCAGCCCACUGGCAACGUUCGCAUUUCGCGGCUUCGAAGGGGAUGGCCAAUCCGUGAAAAGCUUGAAUGGCGAGACACCUUUUAUGUCACGUACACGCUGGCUAAGCGACCUGACGAGAGGGACUGGCGAUCUCACCCGGACAAAUGGGAGUUAUGA
Molecule: messenger RNA, 960 nt
Organism: Penicillium brasilianum
Lineage: Eukaryota; Fungi; Ascomycota; Eurotiomycetes; Eurotiales; Aspergillaceae
Source: the annotation of a GenBank genome assembly